AAGUUAGAGGGAAUAUAACAUUUGUUGAUUGAUUACUUUAAAAAUAUGUCAAAAAAAAUAAAUUUAGUUAUAAAUAAAAUAUAAUCUUAAUCGCUCUAUGAAUAUUUUUAUCAAAUAUUUGUUAUUAAUCAACUAAAAAGUCAAUAAUACUAGUUGAUUGAUCAACCAACUAAAUCAACAACGGUUGAUUGUUACAAUUUUAAAAUAAAUAUUAUUUUUCCUUGACAUGAUUUUGAGAUCGAAUUUUACAUAGUACCAUCAUUCUCUCCACGUAUCAUGUAUCGAUAGGUGAAAUUCGAAUUCAAAAUCAUGAAAUUUUUGGUAAAGUAAAUGCUGUUAAAUUAAUUUCGUUAAACUCAUCUUCUUCGCCUUCUCUCUCCUCACAAAAUUGAUUAACAAUGGCGGACACGAACGACACCUACAUACCCAACGAUAUCCUCAUUUCAAUCCUCAAAAGACUUCCUUCAAAAACCCUAAUUCAAUUCCUAAUUGUCUCAAAAUCAUGGUAUUCUUUAAUCACUAAUCCUAAUUUCAUCAAUUCACAUCUUCACCACCACAAAUCUCUUUCUCUCCUUCAUCCAAAUCACCACUUAUUCCUCCUUGAAUCCCACUUUCGCUGCUCUCUUUUCCGUUAUGGCGAUCACUUCUACCAACGUACUUUUAUACCGAGUCCACCCGGCGAGUUCGGCUCAGUUGCAGCUUCUUACAACGGUUUAAUUUGCUUCUUCGAUUCAAAACUCCGUAACCUUCUGCUUUGGAAUCCAUCGAUUAACAAAUUUUUACAAAUUGAACAACCCCCAAUUUUACACUCAUCCAGUUUUCAAAUGUUUUCUAUAGUUGGACUAGGGUUUAAUCCUAUCGAAAAUGACUAUAAAUUAGUUUUAUUUGAUUAUGAUCGUAUGUACGCAUACGGUGGUGAGGAUUAUUCACCCCUCAAUGUUCAAGUUUAUUCUGUUAAUGGAGAUGUAAAUUUAGGGUGGAAAAGGUUAAUUUUGCCUCCUAGUUUUCCUUGUGAUGAUCUUAGUCAUGUUUCCGAGGCUUGUGUUGUGAAUGAUUUUAUACAUUGGAUUGUUUUUCGAGGUGGUAUUGAUCAAGUAAACGAACAUAUGAUGGGAAUGAAGGAAUUUGGCGCUUCAAUUUUAUCUUUUGAUCCUCGGAACGAUUGUUUUGGGGAAAUUCAAUUGCCUAAGUGUUUAAUCAAGGAGGUCGAUCCGGAUUUGUGUUUGGCUGUGAUUGAUGAUUCUCUUGUUGUGAUUCAUCUUGGUGCAAGUGAAGAUACGUUGCUGAAAUAUAGUGCUAUUGUUUGGAAAAUGGAAGAGUAUGGUGUAGAGGAGUCUUGGAAGGUUUUGUAUAGGAUCAAUUUGCCGUAUGUUUUCGGUACAAAUUGGAAUAUAUGGGAUAAGGAAGAAGGGAAGGUAUUUAUUACAACUAGUUGGGGAACUUUGAUAGUUUUUCAUGCUAACAAUGGGAGUUCAUCUGGUUUUAGUGGGGAAGUUGCUAUGAUUGGUGGGCAAGCUUUUGAUUAUACUGAAAGUUUAGUGUUGUUGGAUGGAUUUAGUGGAGCGUCUUGGUUGCAUAUGGAAUGAUUUUGGAGAUGUGAUGAAUAAUAGAGGAGGAUUUCAAGUGAUAAU
Amaranthus tricolor (Joseph's coat) is the source of this 1631-nucleotide messenger RNA. RefSeq names its product F-box protein At4g22390-like. NCBI's taxonomy places the organism in Eukaryota, Viridiplantae, Streptophyta, Magnoliopsida, Caryophyllales, Amaranthaceae. Gene Ontology annotation, molecular function: protein binding. The coding region runs from base 399 to 1586 and encodes 395 amino acids. The transcript has a single exon. The record is from RefSeq and is a predicted model, not a curated record.